Thalassophryne amazonica is the source of this 952-nucleotide messenger RNA. RefSeq names its product transcription factor HES-1-B-like. The record is from RefSeq and is a predicted model, not a curated record. Gene Ontology annotation, molecular function: DNA-binding transcription factor activity, RNA polymerase II-specific; protein dimerization activity; RNA polymerase II cis-regulatory region sequence-specific DNA binding. The transcript has 5 exons. Gene Ontology annotation, cellular component: nucleus. NCBI's taxonomy places the organism in Eukaryota, Metazoa, Chordata, Actinopteri, Batrachoidiformes, Batrachoididae. Gene Ontology annotation, biological process: regulation of transcription by RNA polymerase II; regulation of neurogenesis; anterior/posterior pattern specification. Bases 265 to 951 code for a protein of 228 amino acids.
ACGACAAACGAGCGCGGCGUUGGAUGAGAUGUUCGAGUGAUCCUUUCUGUCUGGGGCCUAAAAUUUUUUAUGCUACAAGUUGAAAGAGAACCUUGGUACUAUUUGAUGAUAAAAAUGGCCAUUUCACUGCCAACACAGCAGUGGAGGGGUGGAGGUGAAAGCAGAAGUCCCGCCAUUGGACCAAAUGAAGAUGCAGAGAAGUGUGGCACCUGGCAAAUGGCCAUUCAUUAUCGAAUUACGUGUUUGUGACCUGAACGCGGGACGAUGCUGGCGGGAGCUUCCGACAGAACCUCUGCUGGUCCGGACGGCAGGAAGUCUUCCAAGCCGAUCAUGGAGAAGCGGAGACGCGCGCGCAUCAAUGAGAGCCUGAGCCAGCUGAAGAGUCUGAUCCUGGACGCGCUCAAGAAAGACAGCUCCAGACACUCCAAGCUGGAGAAGGCGGACAUCCUGGAGAUGACCGUCACACACCUCAGGAACCUGCAGAGACUUCAGAUGAGCGCUUGUCUGACAGCUGUGGUGAACACAGAUCCCUCCGUUCUGGGUAAAUACAGAGCCGGGUUCAGCGAGUGUGUCGGAGAGGUCACUCGUUUCCUGUCCACGUGUGAAGGGGUGGAUGCAGAGGUGAGAACACGCCUCCUCAGCCACCUGGCCACCUGUGUGACCCAGAUCAGCGCCGUGAACCUGUACACAUCUACCCCUGGCGCGCUGAUGGGUGCACAGGUGUCAGCCGCCGCUACCUCACACAUGGCUUGUAAAAGUGUCUCCAUGAUGACGGCCUCCACAGAAGUGGGCAAGCUGUACAGCGGUUUCCAGGUCGUGCCCACGCAAGACGGACAGUUGGCCUUUUUUGUUCCCAGCAAGGCUCUCAAACCUAUCAGUGCUCACAACAGCCACUACAUGUCUUGCAUUGCACCUGCGGUCACUUCAGACUCUGUGUGGCGACCAUGGUGAA